GGAAACCGCGUCGUGUAUACACCGAGCCCCUCCCAGUGGCCAUUUUGGUUCAGGAGGGCUCCGUGGCAGAAGCGCUCGCUCGCGACCCCCCCGCCGCGCAGCUGCCGAGAGCUGCGCCCGCAGCCUCGCCGCUCGCACACCGAGCCAUGCAGCAGGUCAUCGUCGUGGGCGGCGGCCUCGGCGGCCUCUCCGCCGCGCACACCAUCCUCGAGCACGGCAUCAACGUGCUCGUGGUGGACAAGAGCGCCUUCUUCGGGGGCAACAGCACCAAGGCCACCAGCGGCAUCAACGGCGCCCUCACCAAGACGCAGCGCGCGCACAAGAUCGGCGACAGCCCGGAGAUCUUCCAGGAGGACUGCAUGAGGGGAGGCGCUAGCCGCCCGGACCUCGUCCGCGUGCUGUGCGAGGAGAGCGCGCCGUCCGUGGACUGGAUCAUCGACAAGUUCGGCGUUGACCUCAGCCUGGUCUCGCGCCUGGGCGGCCACUCCAUGCCCCGCACGCACCGCGGCAAGGAGCGCUUCCCCGGCAUGACCAUCACCUACGGCCUCAUGGAGAAGCUCGAGGAGAUCGCCGAGAAGACCCCGCAGCGAGCGCGCAUCGCGCUGAAGACGCAGGUGACGAAGCUGCUCACGGACAAGGACGGCAACGUGUGCGGUUGCGUCUGCAAGGACAAGGAUGGCAAGGUGUACGAGGAGCAUGGUCCUGUCGUCAUCGCCACGGGCGGUUUCGGCGCAGACUUCACCGCCGACUCGCUGCUCAGCAAGUACCGCCCCGACCUGGCGCACCUGCCGACCACCAACGGGGAGCACUGCACUGGCGACGGCCUCAAGAUGUCCAUGGAGGUGGGCUGCGACAUGGUCGACCUCGAGUGGGUGCAGGUGCACCCCACGGGCCUCGUGCACCCGGAGGAGCCGGACGCCAAGGUGAAGUUCCUGGCGGCGGAGGCCCUCCGCGGCGUCGGCGGCGUUCUGCUGGACAUGAACGGCAACAGGUUCUGCAACGAGCUGGGCCGCCGCGACUACGUCACCGGAAUGAUGUGGAAGAACAAGGGCUUGGUGCAGGGCAGCUGCACCGGCUUCUUCUUGUGCCUCAACAGCAAGUCCUCUAAGGAGAUCGAAUGGCAUUGCAAGCACUACAAGGGCCGCGGCAUCAUGAAGUCGUUCAAGGACAUGACCGAGAUGGCCAAGUUCUACAACAUCCCGAUCGCCAACAUCGACGCCACCUUCAAGGCGUACAACGAGAUCGCCGAAAAGCAGACCAAGGACCCGGACAACGGCCCUUACGAGGCGUACGGCGGCGGCAAGUCCUGGGAUCAGUGGGGCAAAAAGUUCUUCCACAAUCUCCCCAUGGACGUGAACGACUCUUUUCACGUUGCCAUUGUGACGCCCGUGAUCCACUACUGCAUGGGCGGCAUGAGCAUCAAUGGCGACGGCGAGGCCCUGAAGGCGGACGGGUCCGUGCUCGGCGGCCUGUACAGCGCGGGCGAGGCGGCGGGCGGCAUCCACGGCAACAACCGCCUCGGGGGCAACUCCCUCUUGGACUGCGUCGUGUACGGCCGCGUCUCGGGCCGGGCCGCCGCGCGCUACCUCACAGCGGCGAACAUCAAGUACGUCGACUCGGUGAAGGCGGGCACCGCCGCGGCCGCCAAGCUCUGAGCCCCCCGAGGUCAGCCGCGGCCAGGGUCUCUCUCUCUCUCUCUCUGUCUCCGCGUGGCGCGCCGGGCCGUCCAGCCGUCGGGGGGCUGCCGCCACCUCGAUCCUCCUUCUCCUCGAUCC
Molecule: messenger RNA, 1775 nt
Organism: Prorocentrum cordatum
Lineage: Eukaryota; Dinophyceae; Prorocentrales; Prorocentraceae
Source: the annotation of a GenBank genome assembly